GAAGAACGCGCGGCAGGCAGACCGGCCACGCCGCCGCCGCCGUAGCCGAUCCCUUUCGUCUCCCCGCCACCGCCCUCCUCCGGCUUUCCUCCCGCGACCCACCGACCGAAUCCGAUUGUCUUGGGGCUCCAGGCGGGGGAUGGGCGACCACUACCAGACGCUGGGGCUCCGGCGCGACGCCACCAAGGCGGAGGUCAAGGCCGCCUUCCGCCGCAGCGCGCUCCGUGACCACCCCGACCGCCACGCCAGCUCUACCGACUCGGCCGCCCGCGCGGACGCCGCCCGCCGGUUCCGCCAGGCGUCCGACGCCUACCACGUCCUAUCCGACGACCGACGCCGCGCCGAGUACGACCUCCGCCUUCGCGGCUCCGCGUCCUCCUACGCUCGCACCUCCUCCUCCGGCUGGGCUUCCUCCUCCUCGGCUCCGUACGGGUACGGCUACGGGUACGGCCACGGAGGUGGUUCGUGGCGCCGGACGCCUCCGGGAGCCGGUGCCGGCGCUGCGGCGGGAUCGAUUGAUUGGGAAUUCCUGCUGAAGGCGGUCACUCGGCGAGGGUUCCUUAUCAAUCUGGGGUUCGCCAGUGUAUUGCUUUCUGGAGCAGCUUUUCUGGAUGGGAGUAUUCUAGAAAUUUGGAAUAUGAAUAACUCUGGGAAAUCAUUUGAAGAUGUGAUCGAGUCGAUUGAGAAGGCUAAAAAGGAUGCAGAAAGGAGAUAGGUAGUAGAAGUUCGGGCGUUCCAUCGAUUCUUGGUACAUCAGUACAUAUGCUGACUUGCGAGGCAAUGUGCAUAUUUCUGUCCAGAUCCUAAUGUAUAGUUGUGAAUGUCUUUCACGAAGUUGUGCUUCAGCCUUGUAAAACCUUGCGUGGGGUCUCUGUAUUCUCCCCUCACAGGAACUGUACUCGCACUAUGUGGUUCUACUUCCAUGGCGGAAGAUCUGGUUAGACUGUAAUUCAUUUGUUGAUGGAAAUAAGUAAUUAUGCUGAACAAAUGACUGCAAUUCACGUAGGCUUUGAGGAAAACUAUAUGGACUUUGCAGCUUUGCUACUGUUCAUGGCAAGGAGGGAAAUAGCAA
Molecule: messenger RNA, 1072 nt
Organism: Setaria italica (foxtail millet)
Lineage: Eukaryota; Viridiplantae; Streptophyta; Magnoliopsida; Poales; Poaceae
Product: chaperone protein dnaJ 72
Exons: 3
Coding region: 140-715 (191 amino acids)
Source: RefSeq, a predicted model, not a curated record